This is a messenger RNA of Haemorhous mexicanus (house finch), 3294 nucleotides long. It is a transcript of the gene SYT2, whose product is annotated as synaptotagmin 2. Gene Ontology annotation, biological process: regulation of calcium ion-dependent exocytosis; cellular response to calcium ion; regulation of dopamine secretion. The transcript is spliced from 8 exons. The record is from RefSeq and is a predicted model, not a curated record. Lineage: Eukaryota; Metazoa; Chordata; Aves; Passeriformes; Fringillidae. Gene Ontology annotation, molecular function: calcium ion binding; clathrin binding; syntaxin binding. The coding region runs from base 11 to 1258 and encodes 415 amino acids. Gene Ontology annotation, cellular component: axon; synaptic vesicle membrane; dense core granule.
CUGACCCACCAUGACCUUCAAGCAAGCGUCCAUGAUGGCCCCGGAGGCCACAGCCAGCACGCUGCCCAUGAGCACCAUGGAGAACUCCACGGAGGCUGCGGGGCCAGGCGAGAGCAAGGAGGACAUGUUCACCAAGCUGAGGGACAAGUUCAUGAAUGAGCUCAACAAGAUCCCCUUGCCACCCUGGGCCCUCAUUGCCAUUGCAGUCGUGGCUGGACUCCUCAUCCUCACCUGCUGCUUCUGCAUCUGCAAGAAGUGCUGCUGCAAGAAGAAGAAGAACAAGAAGGAGAAGGGCAAAGGCAUGAAAAAUGCCAUGAACAUGAAGGACAUGAAGUCAGGCAACCAGGACGACGAUGACGCAGAGACGGGUCUGACAGAGGGGGAAGGUGAGGAAGAGGAGAAGGAGCCAGAGAACCUGGGCAAGCUGCAGUUCUCUCUGGACUACGAUUUCCAGGCAAACCAGCUCACAGUGGGGAUCCUCCAAGCUGCUGAACUGCCAGCUUUGGACAUGGGUGGCACCUCAGACCCCUAUGUCAAGGUGUUCCUGCUCCCUGACAAGAAGAAAAAGUAUGAGACCAAAGUGCAGAAGAAGACCCUCAACCCUGCCUUCAAUGAGACCUUCACCUUCAAGGUGCCCUACCAGGAGCUGGGUGGGAAGACUCUGGUGAUGGCCAUCUACGACUUCGAUCGCUUCUCCAAGCACGACAUCAUAGGGGAGGUGAAGGUGCCCAUGAACACAGUGGACCUGGGCCAGCCCAUCGAGGAGUGGAGGGACCUGCAGAGUGGAGAGAAGGAGGAGCCAGAGAAGCUGGGAGACAUCUGCAUCUCCCUGCGGUACGUGCCCACGGCUGGGAAGCUCACUGUCUGCAUCCUGGAAGCCAAGAAUCUGAAGAAGAUGGAUGUUGGGGGCCUCUCAGAUCCCUACGUGAAGAUCCACCUGCUGCAGAAUGGCAAGAGGUUGAAGAAGAAGAAGACCACAGUCAAGAAGAAGACCCUGAACCCCUACUUCAAUGAGUCCUUCAGCUUUGAGAUCCCCUUUGAGCAGAUACAGAAAGUGCAAGUGGUCAUCACAGUGCUGGACUACGACAAGCUGGGGAAGAACGAGGCCAUCGGCAAGAUCUUCACGGGCUUGAACUCCACGGGCACGGAGCUGCGGCACUGGUCUGACAUGCUGGCCAACCCGCGGCGGCCCAUUGCCCAGUGGCACUCGCUGAAGCCAGAGGAGGAAGUGGAUGCAGCUCUCGGCAAGAACAAAUAGGCGGCUCUGCCGCGGCGCGGCGCUGCGGACAGCUCACCCAGAGCUACUGAUACCUCAGUUCUGCAACCUUCCGUUUGGUUUUUGUUCUGUUCUAAGCUGAAAUGCCCUCCGAUGCCUCUGGAGGAGUAUCCAGGCAGUCCCAAUAGCUUCCAGGGGAAGAGGUUAAAGACAUGGAUGGUUCUUUUUGUUCUUCAGCAUCGCUCCCUUCUGCUGCAUGUCCCAUUGCCUCUGCUCGCCAUCCCUUCCCAGUGCAAAGCCAGCAGCACAUCUGGGACCUUCCCCAGCAGCUGUAUCACCAGCCUGCAGCAUUGCUGCCACCAUCCUGCUCUUGGGAUCACAUGGGGAACCGUGGAACGUUGCAUGGAGGUGAUACUGGAGCCUGAUGGUGCGAGAUGACGAGACUCACUGUGCUUGGCUGGGGCAUGACCAGCAGUGAGACAGAAAAAUGGUGCAGAAGACCCUCUGAAGAGACCCAGGUGCCUCCCCCUGGCCCUCCCCAAGGAAGGCUGAGUGCCCCUGGCCAGCUCCGGGUUUGGGUUCUCUGAGGAGAGGCUUGCAGGGGCCAUGGAUCCUGCUGUGGUGGUGGGGUGCCAAGCCCUCAGUGUUGCAGCAGGAGCUGUGGAGGCCAGUCUGGGCACAGGGAGCCUCCAGGGCUGCUCCAAGGAGACACAGGGUGAAAUGUGGAUGCACCAGCAGCACUGUGUGGAUCACCACCACCAGCAGCAGCACAACCUCUGUUUUGUCCCCAGAGGGGCAGCGCUGGGUGAUUUGCAUCUGUGUCCCACCAUGCUUGGUGAAUCCCAUAGAUCAAAAUGCUUCCACAAGGCAGGUUUACAGAGGUGUCUAGAUGUGAUGGGGGCAGCCUCCCCAGAGCUGCACCAGGUGUCUCUCCAGAGACUGUCCAUUGCAUGUCCAAUCACUGCUGUGGGCACCCCAGCCUCAGGGCAGCCAGGGGGCCAUGGGGAGCUCCAGCCCCACCACCUGCUUUGGGUGGGGAUGGCAAGAGCAAGCCUGGGACCAACAAGGGACCAAAGCUCCCGACCCCCAUGAUCUGCUACUCCCCACCGGGCCAUUGGCUCUUAAACCCACCCCGUCCUGCUCCCCUUGGGGUUAUAAGCCAUAGCCAUGACCCUCACAGUGGCUAAGAGCUUCUCUAGGCUACUUCUCCCACUGUCCCAGAAAAGCUCCUGAGCCAGAAACACAGUUCUCUGCAGGUGGAAGAGGGUCCAGCAGCCCUAUCCAGUGCAGUCCAGUCUGUACUGGAGCACUGAUGUUAGCUCUUGUCCCUGUCCCAGCUCCAGCUGCACAGCAGCCUCACGCUCUGGUCCCUUUGGCUUCCCUGGACUCAGUGCUGGGGGUUCCAGCACUGCAGCAGUGAAGGGUUGAGUCCCAGGGAUGUGCUGGCACUGGGGACACUGCUCUGGGGGUUCAACACCUGGGCUGGCACCCAGGGCCAGGGACACAGUGCCAAAGCUGAACUCAUCCCAGUGCUGUCGGAUGCUCUAGGAGCUCCCACAGCUCUGACUUCCCAAAGGGCAUCCUGUCCAUCUCCAGAGGUGGGGAGACGAUGGGACACUUGGUGGCAGUCACCGGGUUUGAAACUUGGCUCGGGGAGUUCAAAUGGACAUGGGGACCAGAUCCUGUCCCUGGAGGGUUGUGCAGCUCUGGGACAGGUCCCCAGGGCAGGACAUCUCCAUCUGUGGGAGGUUUGGGGCUUGGAUGGCCGAGCUGCAGUGUGGGAAGGGGAUGUUGGACAGGGACCUCUAAUGACCACCUCCACCACCACAGCAGCUGCACUUGACCAUGCCCUGGUGAAGGUGGCACUGGGGCCAUGCUGGGUCUGCAGGGAUCAUCCAGCCAGUGGUCUCUCAGGGCUGUCUCCAGCUUUAUUAAGUCCCUUUUCCUAAUGGAUGUGUCAGUGUCAACAGAUGGGGUCCUGCCCUGCCCCUGUAGCCAAAGGGAGAAGAAGUCUUGGGAUGCUUUUAGUAAUGGGGAGCUGGAGGGGGGCUGAUGUCCCAUGGUCAGGAGCACUGGUA